GCAACACACAUUAGUACACGGACCCACAUGUCAUUCAGACAAAGUGAGGCUUUAGGAGGCUUGCUAAAAAAAUUACAAAGUGUCCAUUGGCUUGGCAAAUACUCCCUCAGUCCGGAAAAAGCUGUCACCGCGUAUAUUUUGCAAAUACGUCCUUUGUCUUUUCCCGACAUAACCCGCAGUGCGUUCUUUCCCUUUCUGUGACCACGCUCGCUCGCCCACUCGCCGGCGAUGCCUCGCAGCUUCCCCAUGCCGCGCCGCCGCAUUGCCUCGCCAACGCGCAGCUCCCCCGUGCACUUCCCUCCUCACUUCCGCCGCGCUGCAGCUCCCCCGCACACUUCCUCCCCCCUUCCGUCGGGCCGCGGCUCCACCGGGAAGGUCAACUGGUCAAGGAACGACUUUUCCCCUUCCUUGAGUCCCUCGCCGUCGCCUUCCUUGAGUCCCUCGUCAUCGCCAUGGCGAGCUCCUCCUUCCUUCUCCAUGGCGAACUCCUUCUUGCUGCCUCCUUCCUUUCAGCCAUCGAGCAGGCCAUGGUGACGGCCAAAUCCGUGCCUGCUCGUGAAGAUUGGACCUUGGUGAGUGUCGACCCCACGCCAGUCUGGACCCCUCGCCGGCCCCUACCAACCCCACGCCGGCGCCGGCCCGAACGACCUUGCUGCAGCACCAUGUCACUUGCUUUUAAACGCCUGGAAGUGUGGAAUCCCGCCAGGCGUGGCUGUGCAGCAUCGGGUUCACGCAGUUCCCCGACGACCGCGCCCUGUGGGUCGCUGAGACGCCGCUUCCGGGGAAGAAGUCUACGACAUUCGCCGCCCGCCGCCCACCUGUACAUCAGGAAGAGCUCUGUACUUGUUAUGACCGGCAGCAACACGAGAUGAGGACCUCCGGCCGGCGACGCAGCACGAGCAGGGGACAAGCGGCAAGUUGCAAAGGAGCAGCAAGUUACUGAAAAAUCAGUUUACUGCAUAAUGUUUCAACCAGAACAUGAAUUAAGAUGCAAGAAUCUUCAAGUUGAUAGCAGUCAAUGCAAAAUUACAGACUGGAUGAUCCACUGAUGCUCUAAUCUGACAUCAGUUUGGUCAUCUGCGAGCUGGGUCAAUCUAAUUUGUAGAAGCAGAGGCGGCGAGGAGGAGCUGGAUCGCCUCGACAAAGAAGAAGAAGAAGAAAUCGAGGAGGAGGACAGGUAGGCGGCGGCGGUCGCCUAUGUAGCAGGUGGGCGGCGGUGCUGCGCCUGGCGGUGGAUGUGCUAAUCAUCCUUGAUGGACGACGGUGGAGCAGCGGCGGCCUGGAUCUUGCCCAACUCCGGCACCGGAUUGGCUGGACUUGGCGGGUCGGGGAUGCGAGCAGGACGACGAGGAGGAGACACCCGUGAGCCCGUCGAGGUGUCGCCACGGAGGAGCAGGUGGGCGGCGGCGAAGCUGGCCUCUGUGCACACAAGUAAGCAGGGCGCACGUUGGCAGCUACUGUGCAGGUUGGCUGCGCCGGAGGAGUGGUGCAGGAUGAUCCCAACGGUGGCUGGGGCACACCGCCGGCGACGAGGAAGACAGUGGCUUGGGCGCGCGGUGCCGCGGACGACGGAGGUGGAAGACGGGUCGAUUAGCAAGAGAUUUAAUAGAAUAAGGGUGUUUUUGUAAAAUUGAAAAUGUACUAAGCCGAUGACAUUUUU
Hordeum vulgare subsp. vulgare (domesticated barley) is the source of this 1660-nucleotide messenger RNA. RefSeq lists its product as uncharacterized. The record is from RefSeq and is a predicted model, not a curated record. Lineage: Eukaryota; Viridiplantae; Streptophyta; Magnoliopsida; Poales; Poaceae. The coding region runs from base 453 to 872 and encodes 139 amino acids. The transcript is spliced from 4 exons.